Rhinolophus ferrumequinum (greater horseshoe bat) is the source of this 1001-nucleotide messenger RNA. It is a transcript of the gene REX1BD, whose product is annotated as required for excision 1-B domain containing. NCBI's taxonomy places the organism in Eukaryota, Metazoa, Chordata, Mammalia, Chiroptera, Rhinolophidae. The transcript has 5 exons. The record is from RefSeq and is a predicted model, not a curated record. The coding region runs from base 193 to 846 and encodes 217 amino acids.
GAACAAGUAGAAAGGUGAGGUGGGAGUGGUUGUCGGACCUGAGAAGCCCCCCUUCUCUUCGGCGGGAUCUCCAGGUCUUCAGGUUUCCGGGUUGGCGGUCCGCACGCUUGGGUGCGGAGACCUCCGGGACUGCAGGGGGCGCCUGGAGCAGCGGAGCAACCAGCUCCCAGGCGGGGCCGGGGCUGCGCAGUCAUGAUCACCGCCGAGGCUGCCGCUGAGUCCGCGAUCCACACCGCGCCCGAAGCGGAGGCAGCCACAGGAGCCCCAGAGCUCGAGGAGCCGCCGUGGCCCUGGAAAGAUGCCCCGAUACAGGCGCUGGUGCAGCGCAUCCACCAGUUGCAGGCUGAACGCGCACAGGCCUUCCGCCGGCUGGAGGAGAAUCAGCGUCCUCCACACUCGGAUCCAGGGACACUUCCUGGGGGGCUUUUAGGUGGCCGAUGCGGGUGCAGGACCUGGGAGCGUAGCCUCAGGACCCCCACCUGCCGCAGAGGCCACCGCCAGUACCUGCGUAGCGGCCCGCCCUACGACUUCCCGCGCUACCGGAGCAAAGUGCAUGAGGUGACCCAGGCCUUCGCCGCCGUCUCGCGGGAGGUGCUGGCGGUCGAGGCCGAGUUGGCCGGGCCCAGAGCGCAGCCGCUGCUCGCGGGCCACGUGCGCAGCCUGCAGCAGCUGGAACAGACGCGCCUGGCCACGGUGGCCCUGCUGCAACUUAUGGGGGCACCAGAGCUGACCGGACAAGAGAACACCCUACAGACGCACCAGCUGAAGAUGAAGGUAAUUAAAACCAUGGAGGCCAUCAGCGAGGUUCUCCAGGACCUCAGGUUUGAUGCAGAAUUUGUCGAGUGAUGGCAGCUCUCCAGGGACGCACAGAGAGAUGGGAAAUGGGGCAGGUGGCGCCCAGCCCAGCCCUGACUACCAGCUGGCUGGGGUUGUGUCCCACUGGGCUGCUGACCCUUCUCGAGGUCUCUGCACCUCCCACAAUAAAGAAUCAUUCAUCUGCA